Paramecium tetraurelia is the source of this 1005-nucleotide messenger RNA. RefSeq lists its product as uncharacterized. The record is from RefSeq and is a predicted model, not a curated record. NCBI's taxonomy places the organism in Eukaryota, Ciliophora, Oligohymenophorea, Peniculida, Parameciidae. The transcript has 5 exons.
AUGUACAUAAACAGCAAGCUUAAUAACACAUGGAAAAAAUCAUAAAACUCACUACUUUUAGUAUAGUUUAGAAAUAAUACAAACUUUGCAUUUACAUUAGACAAACCUAACGAAAAAAUACAUUAGUCUGAAGGUGUUGUUGUAGAGAUAAGCAGAAUAGAUCAGAAAUUGAUAAUCAGUCAGCCUCAUCAUCAUAGUCAAGAGCUCAUAAGCAGAUGUGUCAGCAUUUUUAUAUACUUUUUCUAACGCCGAAAGCUGACAUUGCUGUUGAGUCAGUAUUGCAGUCUUCGAAAUAAAUCAGCUCAUGGUUAAAAACUCUUUAUGCUGUUUUUGAAUUUACUCUGUGUCAGUCUGGCAGAAACCAGCUGCGGAUUACUACUAGUUUCUUAACGAAGAUGCAAAGCAAGCAGUACAUUUUGUACUAUUAACAUAUUUUUAAGCUUGAGAUCAAAUACUAUAUGUAAUCAAUAAAACCAAACAAAUAUCUCUCCAGAAAAGUUGGAAAGCCGAUACAAAAAAGAGUAAAAAAAAACACUAAAGUAAUUGCUAACAUUAAAAACAAUUAGUAAAAUCAGCUUCAUGGUAGAGAGUUUGGUGUUAUAUUUAAUAGUAGUUCUGCGAUAUGAUUUAAUUUAUACCAAAAUAUUUAAUCUGAGCAAGCCAAGUAUCUCUAUUGCAUACAAAUGCUGUGAUGCAAAUUAGAAAAUUGAACCAAUUCCUAUGUAAUAAUCGGGCUAACUUAUUUGCUUCUACUAAAAUGUCCCUUUACUUACAAUGAGCAAUUAUAUGAGCAGAGAAAUUAGCUCAACAGUGUAAACACACUAAACACUAACCACAAUGAAUGUAGAAAAAUUUUUGAAUCAUAAAAUAUUUUUUUACUAUUAUGAUUAUUAAGGUUCUGUUUACAAAAUAUUUAUCCUAUACUUGUGUGCUGUUUCUGGAAAUUCUGAAAAUAUUUGUGAAUAAACAGAAACCUUUUUUAAUUGCAUUAUUGUUCCUGUUUGA